AUGACCGCAAAUCGCAGCGCCAGCCUCAAAGACCUCAGGUCGGUCAUCCGCAACUGCCCCGUCAUCGACAACCACGCACACAACCUUCUGCUCCCGAGCCAGCUUGAUGCGUACCCGUUCGAGUCCAUUACCACGGAGGCUCAAGGGCCGGCUUUGAAGGAUACCUUCACGUCCUUAUCGCACAUGCGAGCUGCCAAACAGCUGAGGGAGCUGUACGGUUGUAACGCAGAUGAUGACUGGGACCAUGUUCUUGAAAAGCGGACAGAGUGGCUGGACCACCGCCGGGACGAAUUACAUAGGAGAUGCCUCGAGGGUAUACAGACUAUACUCGUUGACGAUGGUCUGGGGAGUGCUGAGCAUGUGCAUCCCUACGACUGGCAUAGUCAGUACACCACCAGUUCAUGCAAGCGAAUUGUCAGGAUAGAAACCGUGGCGGAAACCUUGUUGGAGGAGAUGCUAGAAAACGCCACAGAAGACGACAUCGCUUCCGAGGAAUACAUGGCCGGUACCUGGAUCGGGUUCACAGAGGCCUUCGAAAGCGAGAUCCUGAGAGCGUUGCACAAUCCGGAGGUGGUAGGUUUCAAGUCAGUUAUCUGCUACCGGACUGGCCUCAAUAUCGAACCGGACUACGAGGAAUGCGUGGUCAAAGUUGGGCCUUCGUUUGGGCACUAUGUAGCCCGUUGCGUGGACAGAGGGAACUACCGCAUUAGCAGGAAGGCUCUGAAUGACUUUCUCGUCCUCCAGACACUGGAGAUCAUAUCCAUACGAGCAGCAGACAACGACUCGCUCAGCAAGCCGAUCCAAUUUCACACUGGUCUGGGAGACGCUGACUUGAAGCUCGUACGGUCGAAUCCUGCCGAAAUGCAAGGGCUGAUUGAGCAGUAUCCGCUUGUUCCUUUUGUUCUUCUACAUUCCUCAUAUCCCUACACUCGUGAGGCAGGAUAUCUUGCGAGUGUUUAUAUGAAUGUCUAUCUUGACUUAGGUGAAGUGUUUCCCAUGCUCAGCAAGGAUGGCCAAGCAUCCAUCAUACGGCAGGCGCUCGAGCUGUCUCCCUACAGCAAGCUUCUGUUCUCAACAGAUGGGCAUUUCUUUCCUGAGACCUACUGGUUAGCGACAAAGCAGUUCCGUGAGGUUCUUGAAGAGGUUGCGGUCGAGUAUGUAGUGAAGGACGUCCUCACCAUACCUCAAGCGAUCGAGCUAGGGAAGGCUAUUCUUUUCACCAAUUCCAACUUGCUCUACGACCUCAAUCUUUCUCUUACCGUUCCCUCCUCCGAUGUAUCAUCAAGCCAACAAUCGCUCACCCACAAUCCUAAACCCAACCCCUCCUCUUCGGACUACAGCACGUCUUCCCUCGAAUCCUUCAUAGAGAACAACCCAUCUACCAAAUACAUAUACCUCCAGUGGCUCGACUACAUGGGCACCCUCCGUGCCCGCAUCCUUCCCAUCGUCGAAUUCAUCCACAUCGUUGAGUCCGGCUCCGGCAUUGGGAUCUCACGCGGCAACACAGGAACCCUGCAAAACGACACCGUAACUCCUGCCGUAAAUACUACAGGCCAGCUGUAUGUGGAGCCCGAUCUGUCCACUCUUCGAAAGACGCACGCCAAAGACCCCUUACCAUCUGCAAGCGUCAUGGGCUUCUGGCGCGACGAAGACGGCAAAGCGAUCAAAGAAUGUCCGCGAGGGGGGCUGCAGCUCCUUCUCGACGAGCUCAAAAGCGAACACAACAUCUCGUUGAUCAUCGGCUUCGAGAUCGAAGUUACGUUUCUCCACCGCACCGACCCCUCCUCGGCCGACACAGACCGCUAUACUCCGCUGGCAACGAACCAUGCAUGGGGUACUCUUACACCAGAGCAAGUCUACGAUGCCCUACCUCUCCUCGCCGAGAUCACCGAAGCCCUCUCGGACAUGGGCAUAGAGGUGCAGCAGUUCCACGCCGAGUCUGGGCCCGGCCAAUACGAGUUCGUGCUACCUCCCCUGCCGGGGCUGGAGGCGAUCGACACGCUUGUACAAGCGCGGCAGGUGGUCCAUCAGAUUGCGCACACGCAUAGUCUGCGAGCGACACUGCAUCCGAUGCCGUUGCCCGGCGUCGGGACGGCUGCGCAUGCGCACGUGAGCCUCAGUUCCGUGGAGAAAAAGGCCGUGCCGGAAACCAAGGAGAUGGCUUUCUGGGUGACCGGCGUGUUGAGGCAUCUGGAAGCUGUUUGCGCGUUCUCGCUUCCAGAGGCGGUGAGUUACGACAGGGUGAUUGACAAUAGCUGGACUGGAGGCACGUGGGUGGCGUGGGGGACGCAGAACCGGGAGGUUCCACUGAGGAGGGUACAGCCUGGGAGGUGGGAGUUGAGAUGUAUGGAUGGCAUGGCGAACAUAUACCUCGCCUUGGCGGCUGUGAUCGGAGCCGGUCUUUUAGGUCUAAGAGCACGUGAAGGAGCGGAGUUGAGCGCUAAGGACUGUCCACACAAUCCGAGCAAGCUAUCUGACGAUCAGAGAAAGGAAUACGGGAUUAAGCGGAGAAUGCCAAAGAGCAUCGAGGAAGCACUUGACGCUCUGGAAAAAGACGAGGAACUGAAGCAUGUCCUGGCGGAAAGCUUGAUAGAGGACUACGUAGCGAUGAAGAAGGUUGAGCAGAAGAUGCUGGCGGAUAUGGAGGAGGGGAAAAGGAGAACGUGGCUGAUUGAGAGAUACUGA
Messenger RNA from Coniosporium apollinis CBS 100218, 2685 nucleotides. RefSeq lists its product as uncharacterized. Bases 1 to 2685 code for a protein of 894 amino acids. NCBI's taxonomy places the organism in Eukaryota, Fungi, Ascomycota, Dothideomycetes. The transcript is spliced from 3 exons. The record is from RefSeq and is a predicted model, not a curated record. Gene Ontology annotation, molecular function: glutamine synthetase activity; hydrolase activity.